Molecule: messenger RNA, 2241 nt
Organism: Puccinia triticina
Lineage: Eukaryota; Fungi; Basidiomycota; Pucciniomycetes; Pucciniales; Pucciniaceae
Exons: 4
Coding region: 1-2241 (746 amino acids)
Biological process (GO): mitotic cell cycle; cytoplasmic microtubule organization; microtubule nucleation
Cellular component (GO): equatorial microtubule organizing center; centrosome; gamma-tubulin small complex
Molecular function (GO): microtubule minus-end binding; gamma-tubulin binding
Source: RefSeq, a predicted model, not a curated record
AUGACCGCAGACCAUCCAACCGGACUCAUCCAGGAGGCAAUCCUCAUCCUCGCCGGCCAUCCAUCCCAGCUGACCACCACCAGCAUACAGCCAGCAACAUUCCAUCCAGCCGCAGCCAACUCGCUCAGCCUGCUCACCACCAUCGCAGCACUCUACCACUCCAUCGCCACCUUCAUCGCCCAGAAACAGCCCAGCAGUGGCACCCCGCACGCUUCCCCAGCGAUCGCCGCGCUCCGAGCAAGCCUGGCGAGCGAGCUGGCGGCCUACCAGGACCUGCUCAUCCAGCUCGAGUUCAAGCUGCUCUCCCACCAUCCAGACCUCGUCCCUGCCGACCUCAACCAACGGCCCUCACCCCCACUCACCGCCGUCCUGGCCCAGGUCAUCCACUGGCUGCCCAUCUUCCAGACACUCUCCACGCUUAUCGACCAGCUGGCCACCCAGCCGUCGUGGACAUCCCCCGAACUCAUCCAGCUCAUCUACCCCCACUCACUCACCGGCUCCCCCCAACUCGCACAGAUUUUCGCACGCCUCCAGGCCGCCGUCGAGCAGGUCUGGCUCGACGGCUUCCGCGCCUUCGUCAUCUACGGCCAAACACCCGCCGAACAACACUCAACCACCCCCCUGCCCCUCAACGACCUCUUCUACGCACACCGGCCCCCAGCCAACAACGCCCUUGCUCAAUCAACUCCACAGCAGUCACUCAGAUUCUCGUUCCGGGAGCACGGUCUGCCGCAACUGCCUCUCCUCCAACCAAUCGACCAGCUCAACCAAUUCAUCCAGCAGAUCUGCCAUGCCCUCUCGAUCCUCAAACUGCUCAUCCACCCCAACGCUGAACCCCGCGCUUCUUCUUCAAAAUUGCCACAUCUGCAUUCGCAUACCAAAAUCAUCCUGCCCACCGAGCUCCAAUCCCAGCUCCGUCUGGCCCUCCAAUCCAUCGAUUCUCUCUCCCAUCCCCGAUUCAGAAUUGCCAUCAAAAACGUCCAAGAAAUCCUUUCCAACUAUCUGUUCUCGACCUAUCUGACGCCGGAGAUUUUAUCAAGCACGCUGGGGACCUUAACGGACGUGUUUUUUCUGCGCCAUUCGACGUUUGCGGGGAACCUAGUGGAGGGGAUGAUCCGGCUGAAGACGCGACGGGCGGGGAUGGGAGGAGGGGAGGCGCCGCGGAUCCGUCGGCUGGCGAGUCUGAGCGAGCGGGAACUGGACGUGGUCUUGUUGAAGGCCGGGAUCAGCACGGAGCUGGGCGAGGAUCCCGCGGGGAGACAGCUCGAUCUCGACGGCUUCUCGUUCGGCCUCCUGGGCAUCGACGAACACGGGGGGAGCCAAGAGUCUGCGCGCACUGGCGCCUCGCUCAUCGAGCGCACCUUCAGCCAGUCGAUCCUCAACCGGGCCCAGCCGGUCCUGCUUACCUACGCUCCCCGUCCAGGCCUGUCCCUCUUCCUCACCCAGCCGAUAUGCGAGAGCUACAGCACCAUCCAUUCGUGUCUCUUCGCAUUCCUCAUCGCCCAGCAGAGCUUCAAAGACUCCUGGCGCGAGCUCACCCAGAAGGAGCGCCUCCGCACCCGCCUCGAAGGCUCCCCCCGGGCAAGAACCCUCGGCCGCAUUGGAGCAAGACAUGCCCAGGAGAUCGAGCGGGUGGCGUUCGAAGGGCUGCGACGGAUGGGAUGGUUCGUCAACUUGAUGGUCGACCACUUCUUCCAAGACGUGAUCGAACAAUCCAUCCAGCUGCUUUCCAAGGAGAUCAACGUCCAUUACCAGCACGCGUCGACGGGGAAGGGCGAGUUCUCGGAGGAGGGCGAGGAGGGUGGGGAGAGGCCGAAGGGCCGGGGGACGAGCGCGGACUUCUUCAAGAUCCAUGCCUCCUUCCUGGGCCUAGUAGAGACCGGGCUAGGGCUCAAGAACGCCCGGAGCAGCGCGAUCAUGAAGGACUUGUUGAGCUGCUGCGCGGGGUUCCUGCUCGACCUGGAGAGCUGGUCCUUCGAGCUCGCGGCUGGUGGUGGGGUACGCGGGGAAAUUCCGGCGACGACUACCGUCCUCGUCGAGCGCGAACUCCGGUUGACCAAGGCUCUCGACUCGUUCAAUGCGCUCAUCCGCCAGCUCAUCGUCGAGCUGCGCACCGACGACGCCCGCCCCCUCGCCGAUCCUUCCCUCCCGACCUCUUCCGCCUCCGCUUUUAGACGCACUUGUUUGGACUCUUUGCUCCUCAAAUUCGACUUCAAUCUGUGGUUCUCUUCUCCCCUCUAA